AUCGGGGGAAAAGCAAAAGGCCUUUCAAUAAAAAGGCCAUUGUACGCCUCUCCAAACAGGCUAUUUUCUCUCUGAUUUUUAUUCCCCUGCUGCGUGCUGAAGGUCACUGGCUACGUCUGCACAAGCUGGUAAAGUCACGAAAAGAAAUUCUUGGCAAGGGAACCCUGGGACAGAGGAAGAGGAGAUGAGGCACUUUAACUGCAAGAAAGUCUGGCUUGCUUUUCCCUCCCUGAACCAGCCCAUUGACCUCGUUCCCUCAGGCAGCUGACCACUCCCCUGGGCUGGAUUUCCUGUACUCCCACAAACAGUCUGGCUUCUGGAGUCAGCCUAUGUUCCUGCCGCUGUCUGGGUGCUGCUCCUCACUUUCCAGGAGGGCAAGUUAUUUUGGAAGAGCUGGAAAGGUGUCCUCCACCAUGCUGGCGCUGCUGUGUUCCUUCCUGCUCCUGGCGGCCCGCGCCUCUACCGAUAUGGAUACCGACACGGCGGAGCCCGGUUCCAACACGGCAGAGCAAAUCCGCGACAUGCACGUCAAGGUGACGGAGAUCUGGCAGGCGCUCACGCACCGGGGGGCGAGGGACGGCGGGCCGGGCGCCGACCUCUACGCCGCCUGCAGCGUGCAGCCAUCCGCCUCGCUAGGCGCUGCGCAGCCGCGGGUCACUGGCCUCGUCCUCUUCCGGCAGCUGGCGCCCGGCGCCAAGCUCGAGGCCUUCCUGGACCUGGAAGGCUUCACCGCAGAGCACAACGGCUCCGCCCGCGCCAUCCACGUGCACCAGUUCGGGGACGUGAGCCAGGGCUGCGAGGCCACUGGGCCCCACUACAACCCGCUGGGCGUGCCGCACCCGCAGCACCCGGGCGACUUCGGCAACUUCUGGGUCCGCGACGGUAGCCUCUGGAAGUACCGCACGGGCCUCAACGCCUCGCUCGUCGGCCCCCAUUCGAUCGUGGGCCGCGCAGUCGUGGUGCACGCGGGCCAGGAUGACCUGGGCCGCGGCGGCGACCAGGCCAGCGUGGAGAACGGCAACGCGGGCCCCCGGCUGGCCUGCUGCGUGGUGGGCGUGUGCGGGCCUGAGCCGUGGGCGCGCCAGGCUCAGAAACAUGCUGAGCGCAAGAAGCGGUGGCGCGAGAACGAGUGCAAGGCUGCCUGAGCGUUCUGGGCCCUGCAGGAGCCGGGAGAUCAUACCUUCCGUGCGCCCCGAGACCCUCUCCGCGCCUUGAGACUCGUUCUGUGCACUGCGACCUCUCACUGUCUUGAGUUCUUCCCCACUGCACCCUGAUACCCCCGCUCUGUGCACCGAGACCUGACUAGGCCGAGUUCCCUCCAUGCGCCCUGAGACCCCUCUCCACCCUGAAGUCUCCUCUCCACUGUGGCCGAGGUCUCCCCUUGAGCCCCGAAACUCCCUCCACCCUGAGGUAUCCCCAAGUAUGCUGCGACACCCCCCUCCAUCCUGAACCACCACCUCCCACACCAGGUGCCCUGAGGGUCCCAGACUAGUGAAGUACCCCAUCCUCCCUAAGGGCCUCCCAGGCCCCCGGUGUUCCCUUUCCAUCCUGACCCCCAUGAGUCCUGAGACCUCACUCUGCCCUGAGGACCCCCUUCCCCCACCAUUUGCCUUUAGGUUCCUCCUAGGUGCUGUGAGACUCCUAAGGUGCCCUAAAGGGUCCCCCUCUCCCCGUCACCACUGCUGUUGGGCGGCUGGCCCAUUCCUAUAGCCGGAGGUUAGGCUCCCUGCCCCGCAACCUCAGCUGUUUUCUGCCACCAGCGGAGAGCUGCUCCUUUGGGGUUGCAGUCUUGGUGUUGCGUAUUAAAAACUCAGCAGUUCAGUCCUG
Molecule: messenger RNA, 1827 nt
Organism: Loxodonta africana (African savanna elephant)
Lineage: Eukaryota; Metazoa; Chordata; Mammalia; Proboscidea; Elephantidae
Gene: SOD3
Product: superoxide dismutase 3
Exons: 2
Coding region: 330-1145 (271 amino acids)
Biological process (GO): superoxide metabolic process
Molecular function (GO): copper ion binding
Source: RefSeq, a predicted model, not a curated record